GGUACAUGUGCGAAUUCACGUGCAUAUGAACGGUUUUAUACGCACUGUUAAACAAGUUGUCAUGCUGAAUUAUUUCUGAGAAUGGCUCAACAUAACAUUCCACCGUCUCCUAACUGGUAUUGCAGUAAAGUGAGUGAUGCAAAUCGCUCAGGCCUGUAUGUUUUUGGAGCCCGAAGUAAUGUUUUUAUGUUCAAAACAACAAACGGCGCACCAAAAUAUGUUGGCAUAUUUACGGACCAUAAAGACCGAGUUUCCACAGUGCUGCUUGGACAGACCGAAGAAACGUUGUUGCUGUGCUGCAGUACUUCCGAUGAUGGCACUGUCAAAGUGUGGGACACAUCUUCCAGACAAACUAUAAAAUUUCACUCCGAACAUAAAGAUAAAAUCAGUUGUGGUAGUUGGUCUAGUCUACAGCAUGAUUUGAUUGUUACUGGGGAUGAAAGAGGAAAUUUAAUGUGUUGGCAGUAUGAGACUGACAUCUGUCAGAAAUUUAAGCAAGAGAAAGAAUAUGUUUUUAGUAUUGCUUGUUCACCACAUAAAGAGUUUCAGUUGGCUGUUGGAUAUAAAUCCGGAACAGUUUUAUUAUUGGAUAUAACGAAGAAUUGUAAGGUGUUACACAAGUUACGAGGACAUGAUGAUGAAAUACAUAGUAUAGCAUGGUGUCCUGUACCUGGUGAAAAUAUCUUUCAUAAUGAAGAAAAAGAUGACAAUACAACAGGUUCUAUUUUGGCCACUGGUUCAAGAGAUAGAACUAUCCGAUUCUGGAGCACAGAGAAAGGUAGACAACUCUUCCAGAAAAAGUUGCCAGUAAACACAGGAUUUAAACGUGAACAGAGAGAGGAUGGAAGAAACAAAGUUUGGUUGAGUUUAUGUUGGAGGAAGGAGAAAUGGCACCAACUAAUUUCUAGUUCACAUGGUGGUGAUUUACUACUAUGGGACUUACAGCCGUCUGCUGAGAAAUCCAUGCAGAUUUUUUCUGCUUCUGAGGGAAAAUGUCAUACGCGUGUUGUAUUUAAUAUUUGUUGUGGUGGCGUUGAUAAUAAUUUACUCUUCACUAUUUCCAUGGAUCGCUUGCUAGGUGUAUGGAACAUGAAGACCGUGUCGUGCGUAUGUGCUGUACCAACUCUAGGUGGUUAUAUGUAUACAGUUAAAUCAUCUCCCGUUGAUCCAGGUCGUUUAGCUAUUGGUGUUGGAGAUUCUAUGAUCAGAGUAUGGAAUACUAACAAUAAAUCUAAUAUAUUUGACGUACAGACCCUUUGGCAGGGGAUUAAAUCUAAAGUUACCUGUUUAAACUGGCAUCCUAGUAAAAUGUCAUGA
Patella vulgata (common limpet) is the source of this 1317-nucleotide messenger RNA. Its product is annotated as gem-associated protein 5. Gene Ontology annotation, molecular function: protein binding. Bases 82 to 1317 code for a protein of 411 amino acids. The record is from RefSeq and is a predicted model, not a curated record. Lineage: Eukaryota; Metazoa; Mollusca; Gastropoda; Patellidae. The transcript is spliced from 8 exons.